Thunnus maccoyii (southern bluefin tuna) is the source of this 8095-nucleotide messenger RNA. RefSeq names its product multiple PDZ domain protein. The coding region runs from base 330 to 6752 and encodes 2140 amino acids. The record is from RefSeq and is a predicted model, not a curated record. Lineage: Eukaryota; Metazoa; Chordata; Actinopteri; Scombriformes; Scombridae. Gene Ontology annotation, molecular function: protein binding. The transcript has 50 exons.
CCAUGCUAAAGUGAGUUUAACUGUGGCACUGGCCGGAACUGAGGGCUAGGCCUGACAAUCUGAAGUCCUGGGUGUCAAGGCAGCCAGCAAGCGGCGCUUCAGUCCCAGCUGAACUCUCGGUGCCGCUAUCGCUGAAAAUGUCCAUAGGAUCGAGUUACACUACGCCCCAUCUUUAAGCCCCAGUCAGUGCGCCGUUAGCCGCAGGACAACGCAGGAUAGGGUAAGAUACUGGCCGCCGGGAAAAUAAGGCUCCACACUCAUGCCUUGAAAAAUCCAAGAGUGAAAUUCCUGUUAAUGGGGAGAAAGCACAUUAGGCUGGAGUUCUAAAAAUGAUUGAAACAAUGGAUACACAACGUGCCUUGCAGGCGGUGGAGCGUCUCCAGGCCAAACUGAAGGAAAGGGGGGAGGUGCCCACCGAGGAGAAGCUCAGCCUGCUCAAAUCAGUGCUCCAGAGCCCCCUCUUCCACCAGAUCCUGGCCUUGCAGAAGUCCGUCCAGCAUCUCAAAGACCAGGGGAGUGUCCCAUCAUCACGGGGGAGUGACCUUGGUGAUCAUAUCACAGCUGUCAAGCCCAAUGGUGGCCAUGUUUCCUACUCAGACAUCUCAGCUGCUACACACACCAAUGGCAAGACAUCAUCUGAAGAAUUUGAUCAUAUUAUUCACGCCAUGGCACAGGGGCGCUACGUGACGCAUGUGGAGCUGCAGAAGCCGGUGUCGGGAGGUCUGGGCUUCAGCGUGGUGGGCCUGAAGAGUGAGAACCGCGGAGAGCUUGGCAUCUUUAUUCAAGAAAUUCAACCGGGAAGUGUGGCUCACUGUGAUGGGAAGCUCAAAGAAGCAGACCAGAUUUUGGCCAUUAAUGGCCAGGCCCUGGACCAGACAGUGACCCACCAGCAGGCUAUAGGCAUCCUCCAGAGUGCUUCGGAGAGGGUGCAGCUCACAGUGGCUAGAGGGCCAAUACCUCAGCUGGCCAGUCCCAUGGUGUCCCGCACACCUUCUGCUGCCAGUACACUGUCGGCCAACUCUAGCGCGUGGCAGCAUGUGGAGACCAUUGAGCUGGUCAAUGAUGGCACUGGCCUUGGAUUUGGUAUUGUGGGAGGAAAGACCACUGGUGUAAUUGUCAAAACUAUCCUUCCUGGAGGCAUAGCGGAUCAGGAUGGCCGCCUACGCAGUGGGGACCACAUCCUGAGAAUCGGAGACACUGACCUCUACGGCAUGGGCAGUGAGCAGGUGGCGCAGGUCCUCAGGCAGUGUGGCAACAGGGUGAAGCUGGUGGUUACCAGGGGUCCUGUAGAUGAGAAUCCCUCUGUCUCUGCUGUCAUGCCAGUGGUACUCCCAACUGUCGAUGAACAACAGGACUAUGAGGAAGACGAGGCUGAAGCGUUUGAUGUGAGCCUCACCAAAAACACCCAGGGACUGGGAAUCACUAUUGCUGGCUAUGUCGGAGAUAAAAAUUCAGAGCCCUCUGGUAUUUUUGUCAAGAGCAUAACAAAAGACAGCGCUGUGGAUCAAGAUGGCCGUAUUCAUGUGGGAGACCAGAUAAUAGCUGUCGAUGGUGUUAACAUCCAGGGAUACACCAAUCAACAGGCAGUGGAAGUCCUCCGACACACAGGCCAGACAGUCCACCUCAAGCUGAUCCGGCGGGGUUUCAGGCCAGAAGAGAUCCCCCCUGCCGUGUCCCCCAUUGUCACCAUCCUACCCCCUUCCACCACCAUCCCCACCACAACCACCGUCAUGACAGAGCUCGAGCUGGAGAGGAAGAAGGCUGAGGAGGCUGCUCAAGUCACCACAGAUGAAAAGCAGCUCCAGACAAAGGGUGAAGGAUCUGAUGUCAGCCCAGCCACGGAUCAGCUAACAGAAGACAAACAUGAGAUGAAGCUAACACCCUUUGAAGAAGAAGAAUUAAUGAAGAAGUGGCAGGAGAUUCUGGGUCCAAGUAAUGAAGUUGUUGUGGCACAGGUGGAGAAGUUUAGUGAGAACAGUGGUCUGGGGAUCAGUCUCGAAGCCAACAGCGGGCAUCAUUACAUCCGCUCUGUCCUACCUGAGGGACCUGUUGGUCGAUGUGGCAAGCUGUUCAGUGGAGAUGAACUGGUUGAGGUCAAUGGCAUAUCCCUGAUUGGUGAGACCCACAAGGAAGUAGUCAAAAUCUUGAAGGAGCUUCCACUCUGUGUAUACAUGACAUGCUGUAGGCCCGCCCCACACCUGCAGACUGACAUGGAUGCUGUACAACCAGAAUCAGAGGCUUUGUCCACAAUGUCUAAAUUAAAGAAACAAAUAGACCUGAGCAGUGUACUGGUUGCUGAAGACUCAGAGGUGAAAACAGCGGCAGCGACGCAGGAUAAUGUGACUGAGGAGGCGAUAGGAUCUCCUUUGGCCAUGUGGGAGCAGGAGAUCCAGAAUAUCGAACUAGAGAAGGGAGAAGGGGGAUUGGGAUUCAGCAUUCUGGACUACCAGGACCCACUGGACUCCGUCAAGACAGUGAUAGUAAUUCGCUCUCUGGUUCCCACUGGUGUGGCUGAGCAGGAUGGCAGACUGUUGCCAGGAGACCGACUCAUGUAUGUCAACACUACUAACCUGGAGAAUGCCAGCUUGGAGGAUGCUGUCCAGGCCCUUAAGGGGGCCAAGCUCGGAAAGGUGCAGAUAGGAGUCGCCAAACCACUACCUGGAAUAUGUGGAUAUUCCCACUCUCCACACCCAUAUGGUGAACAGGAAAUAACUUCAUCAUCCACCAUCCAUUCAUUUGACUUCAACAAUAUUUUGGUUGAAGAAGGAGAGGAAGGAGGACUGACUGAGGGCAUCCUUUACCGAGCAGAGCCUGCAUUGAUUGACACCAGUGAAGCAGACCUGUCUGAUGAAAAGGUGUUAGAGCAUUCUUACACUGGGAUAGAGGAUGACACUUUCCAGGCAUCAAUGAUUGCUCUUCAUGGAAGCAGCUGUAGCGCAGACCUGGAUUACCUGCACUCAUCCACACCUAAGCUGACAGCUCGCCUGGAAUUGUUGGAUGAGCAUCCUCGCUUUGCAACACCGUCCGGCCUCGCAGACAACACUCAACAGUUCUCUCCGGAGAAGCCGGCUUCUUUUACUCCUCCGAGAGGUCACGUCCCGGCUUUUGAUGCCAUGCUAAGCAGUUCCGAUCAGUAUCUGGCACAGCAAUCAACCAAAGAAGAACCAGUGGAUUGCUCAAACACAUACAGUCCAUUUGCCGAAAUAGAGGCCAGAUCUAAUGUCCAGGAGGAACCUGUGGAGUCACUUCAUUAUCAGAAGGAGUCCGCCAUCUCUUUUGGAGAUAUAAAGAUUUUGAUGAAGGACGAGGAAGCUGGUGCGAAAGAAUCAGCAGAAGACGGCGACAAGGAAGUGUUGACCUCAGGGAGUAAUUUUGAAAGGACUAUCACAGUUGUCAAGGGCAACUCCAACCUCGGGAUGACAGUGAGCGCCAUGAAAGAUGGUUUGGGGAUGCUGAUCCGCAGUGUAAUCCACGGUGGCUCCAUUAGCCGUGAUGGACGCCUCGGGGUUGGUGACCUCAUACUUGCAAUCAACGGAGAGCCCACUGCCAACCUGACCAACGCUCAGGCUCGCGCCAUGCUGAGAAGACACUCCCUCAUUGGACCAGACAUGGGAUCUGCUUGUGCACCCGAGGACGAUCUGUGCCCAUUUUAUGUCAUUACAUACGUUCCAGCUGAGUACCUGGAGGAGUACAAGACCAGCUUAGAGCAGCCUAAAGAUGACGUCUUCUCUGAAGCAGCUCCAGUCCCAGUUCCAGCUCUGAAAGAUAUUCCUAGCCUCCCUGAGAGGGAAGAUGGAGAGGGAGAGGAGAGUGCAUCUUUCAGCAACUGGAACCAACCUAGGCAAGUGGAGCUCUUCAGAGAGCCAGGCAAGUCCCUGGGGAUCAGUAUCGUCGGGGGCCGAGGGAUGGGCAGCCGGCUGAGCAACGGGGAGGUGAUGAGGGGGAUUUUUAUAAAGCACAUCCUCGAGGAUAGUCCUGCGGGACACAACGGGACCUUGAAGACUGGUGACAGGAUCGUAGAGGUGGAUGGAGUUGAUCUAAGAGACGCCAGUCAUGAGGAGGCAGUGGAGGCCAUACGCAGGGCAGGCAACCCUGUCUCCUUCUUGGUCCAGAGUAUUAUCCACAGGCCGAGGAAGCCGCCCCUGCCCUUUCUGCAGCUAAAUAGCCACCGCGGGUCGAGCACUUGCUGCACUAAUCAAACCUUCUUAGCGCCUGCCCUGCCUCAGUCAUCGAUAACAGACUCCAGCGAGGAGAGAGCUGCAGCUGUAACAAGGGACAACAAGGACAAGGAGGGUGACAGUCACAGUAGACUUUUCCUCCGCCUCUCCCCAACUAACCCUUUCACUCCUACCCCGUUUAAGCCGGCGAAGCGUGAAGCGGCAAAGGCAUCUCCCACCAGCUCUGUCCUCCCCCUGCCAGUGGUGCCCCAUGUGGGAGAGACUGAUACAGACACGCUGACAGAGAUUCCUGGCAGACCUGCUGAGGCAGAGGAGGAGAAAGAAGAGGAGGAGGUGGAGGACGAGUUUGGAUACAACUGGAAGAACAUAAUACAGCACUAUGGCAGCCUUCCAGGUGUCCUACACAUGAUUGAGCUGGAAAAAGGCAAGACAGGCCUGGGCCUCAGCCUGGCGGGGAACAGGGACCGCUCUCGCAUGAGUGUGUUCGUGGUGGGAAUAGACCCCAGCGGGGCAGCCGGCAGGGACGGACGCAUGGUUGUGGGGGACGAGCUGCUGGAGAUCAAUGGACAGGUCCUUUAUGGCCACAGUCACCAGAAUGCGUCUUCCAUCAUCAAGAGUUCUCCAUCAAAAGUCAAAAUCAUCUUUGUCAGGAACACAGAGGCCCUGAACCAGAUGGCUGUGGGACCGGUGAGAGAACAUGAGGGAGACACAGCGGAGCCCCACACUGAGCAAGAAACAACCGCCGCUAACGGUGACGCUGACACUUCCAAACACGCGCAUCACAUCAUAAAGCUGAAGGAGGACGGCGGUCUUGGCAUCACCUUUGUGGAGGGGAACUCUGAGUGUGGAGUUGAGAUUCAGAGUAUAUCUGAAGUGCAAGGACACACAGGCAAAGAGGGCUGCAUGAAACCUGGGGACAAACUCUUAGCUGUGAAUGGUGAAUCAGUGCUGGGUUACACAGUGGAGAAGGUCAAUUCUCUACUAAGAAAAGCCAAAGGUCCAGUGAAGCUAACCUUCUCUACAAAUGAGAACCCCUCCUCCUCCUUCUCCUCUCCCCAGUCAACCUGCCAGGACAGGGCGAACUCGGAAGAAGUCCUCGCCAGCCAACCCAGCAUGCCUAGCGCUGCCUUGGUUACCAUGAGUCAGCCAGAAGUGGAAGCAGUCACUAGUCUGAGUCGCUCCUCCAGCCCUUCCACUCUGGCCUGCGACCCAGCGACCUGUCCCAUCAUUCCCGGCUGCGAGACCACCAUCGACAUCUCCAAAGGCCGGACAGGCCUUGGACUGAGCAUCGUGGGGGGCUGUGACACCCUGCUGGGGGCCAUCAUUAUCCAUGAGGUUUAUGAAGAAGGGGCAGCCUCAAAAGAUGGCAGGCUUUGGGCAGGAGACCAAAUCCUAGAGGUGAAUGGCAUCGACUUGCGUGCAGCCAGUCACGAUGAAGCCAUCAAUGUGCUGCGACAGACCCCGCAGAGGGUUCGCUUGACGGUCUACAGGGACGAAGCCCAGUACAAGGAGGAAGACCUAUGGGACUCGUUCACUGUGGAGCUGCACAAGAACCCGGGCCAGGGCCUGGGCCUGAGCAUCGUAGGGAGGAGGUCACGGGAGCAGAGGAAUGACACAGGCGUGUUUGUGUCUGACAUAGUGAAAGGAGGUUUGGUGGACACUGACGGCCGACUAAUGCAGGGCGACCAGAUCCUCUCAGUCAAUGGAGAGGACGUCAGGUCGGCCACUCAGGAGGCCGUGGCUGCUCUGCUCAAGUGCUGCAUCGGGCCCAUAAAAAUGGAAGUGGGGAGGUUUAAAGCCGGCCCCUUCCACUCCGAAAGAAGGCUGUCUCAAAGUAGUCAGAUGAGUGAAACAGGCAGCUCCAAGGUGGCCUCUCAGUCAUGUUCAGACUCCGGAAACCUUCCCGGUGACCCUGACAAACUAAGCAGCAGUCAGGAACCUCCAGAGUAUCAGGACACGAGAACAGUGGAGUUCACCAAAGGUCCCAAUGAUUCUCUGGGUAUCAGUAUAGCAGGCGGAGUGGGCAGCCCUUUGGGUGACAUACCCAUCUUUAUAGCCAUGAUGAAUCCUGUCGGCCUGGCCGCUCAGACCCAGAAGCUCAAGAUUGGGGACCGGAUCGUCAGUAUCUGUGGAACCUCUGCUGAGGGCAUGAGCCACUCACAAGCUGUCACUCUGCUCAAGAAUGCUACGGGCACAAUACAGCUCCAGGUGGUAGCAGGUGGUGACACCACUGUGACGGGUCCCUCGCAAGAGCAAGCAGCUGGAGGUCUCACGCCCAGCUGCAUCUUCCAGGAUGACCUCGGCCCACCUCAAUAUAAGACCAUCAUUCUUGAAAGGGGGCCAGAUGGACUGGGUUUCAGUAUAGUUGGAGGGUACGGCAGCCCUCAUGGAGACUUGCCGAUCUAUGUUAAAACAGUUUUUGGAAAGGGAGCGGCAGCAGAGGAUGGGCGUCUGAAGCGAGGAGACCAGAUAAUAGCUGUUAAUGGGCAGACACUGGAGGGCGUUACACAUGAGGAGGCCGUUGGCAUCCUGAAAAGGACCAAAGGAAGCGUCACGCUCACUGUGCUUUCAUAGACACAAAUAUGCAAACGCUCAGAAACACACACAGUAUCGUCACUAAUUUUCACAUACUCAUUUCCCAUUUACGCAUACUGAAAGUGACUAAAGCAAGGUGCAGGUGUGAUCAUGUCUAGCAGUCCUGGAACUCACGCCAUCAAUAUAUUUCACAACUUGGCUGUUCAUCUGUGAAUUCUGAAAUAUGAACAACCACACAUGUAUAAUGAUGAAGAAGCUUAUUGCUCAAUGUAGCUUUGAACACUGUGAUCUAAGGAAGUCUACGGCAAAUAGACUGUGUCAUGAUUAAAGACCCCAAUUCCUCCUGAAAUAGUGUUUAAGGUAGAUAAAUAGGUUGUAAAUAGUACUAGGAAACAUAGCUUGUCUUUACAUUCCAUGGGUCCAGAUCGAAGUAUUCACUGGACACUGUCGCACAAGUAUUUUGCAGUUUUCUGUAUUGAAAUGAAUUGUAAGAUGACUAUUUUCAUGGGUAUUUUACAAUAGAGAACACAUUAAGCAAUAUUGCAACAUUUCUACUAGCAGAGGCCAAUGUUUUAAGGUUUAUAAAGGGGCGACCUCUAUUAAAUUCAGAGCAUGAAACAGCAUGAAAACGCACUUGAGGCAAUAAACAGAUUAGCGGGAUUUAGCUAAUGACUAUAUUAGCUGAUAGCAGCAUUAUUUGUCUUUUGUGUCGCAAUUCUCUUAGCAGUUUAUCAUACUUUGAUUUUCCUGGCUGAUGCUACUGUAUAACUGGUGUUAAUCAAUUUAUCAUAAAGCCACUGGUGUUUUAGCACAGGUGACAAAGAGAGCAUUUUUAAGUGCUGAAGGCUAGAAGUCUGGUAAUGUAAACGCACAGCUGUGUUGACACUUCUCUGAAGGGAAAGAUGUGAAAUCCUUGGACCUUAAACCAAGAAGUGUGGUUUGAGUAGACUAGACAAGGAAUUGUGUGUGUGUGUGUGUGCGUGUGUGUGUGUGUGUGUGUGUGACCCUUUCACUGAAACAUAGUGCUGCUAAAGCUGAUAUAUAAGGUAUCAUGUCACAGUAUUGAAUUUUUAAGUAUUAAUGUUCACUUCAUGAAAGUGCACAGAAAAGUAAAUGAACUGCUAUUUAGGUUAGAAAGGCUGAGUGGUUCAAAGUGUUGAUUAUGUAAUGGAUCUGAGCUCAUUUUGACCUCGUUGUUUACCCAAAACGAAGUCGUACAAUGUGUAGUUCCUGAAGUCAUCAGGCAGUUGUUGUAUGUUCUAGCUUCAGAGAAGGUUGUCUGUUGUCUGUCUUAUCACCUUAAAUGUGUCUCUAGUACUGUCCCAGUGACAGUAUUGAAUUUAUUCACACUGAAUUAAAUAAAAGUGACCUUUUGGAUUCCA